UGCACUUCCGGGGGCAUAGAGCGGGGCUCUAGAGUCUUCCGGUAGGCGGUGCGGGAGGAGAAAGGCUUGAGGGGCAGGGCCGGGCGGAUCCCCUUCUCUCCCAAUGUGAGCAGUGUCCCGAGCCCCCGUCAGGCGAAAGGCUGCAUAGAGAGGUGGAGCCGGUGGCCGGGCCGGGAACAUGAGGCAGUGUCUCCUCUUCUUGACCAGCGUGGUUCCUUUCGUGCUGGCGCCACGACCUCCGGACGAUUCCCCGGAGCGACUCGAAAAGCUUGAUUCUUUACUCUCAGACUACGAUAUCCUCUCUUUAUCCAAUAUCCAACAGCACUCAGUAAGAAAAAGGGAUCUACAGGCCUCAACACAUUUAGAAACACUACUGACUUUUUCAGCCUUGAAAAGGCAUUUUAAAUUAUACCUGACAUCAAGUACUGAACACUUUUCCCAAAAUUUCAAAGUCGUGGUGGUAGAUGGUAAAGAUGAAAGUGAGUACACCGUCAAAUGGCAGGACUUCUUCAGGGGACACGUAGUUGGUGAGCCUGACUCUAGAGUUCUAGCCCACAUAGGAGAUGAUGAUAUUACAAUAAGAAUCAACACAGAUGGGGCAGAAUAUAAUAUAGAGCCACUUUGGAGACUAAUUAAUGAUACUAAAGACAAAAGAAUAUUAGUUUAUAAAUCUGAAGAUAUUAAGAAUGUUUCACGUCUACAGUCUCCAAAAGUAUGUGGUUAUAUAAAGGCGGAUAAUGAAGAGUUGCUUCCAAAAGGGCUGGUAGACAGAGAGCCACCUGAUGAGCUUGUUCAUCGAGUGAAGAGAAGAGCCGACCCCAAUCCCAUGAAGAACACGUGUAAAUUGUUGGUGGUAGCAGAUCAUCGCUUUUACAGAUACAUGGGCAGAGGGGAAGAGAGUACAACCACGAAUUACUUAAUAGAACUCAUUGACCGAGUGGAUGACAUCUAUCGGAACACUUCAUGGGACAACGCAGGUUUUAAAGGUUAUGGAAUACAGAUAGAGCAGAUCCGCAUUCUCAAGUCUGCACAAGAGGUGAAACCCGGUGAAAGGCACUAUAACAUGGCAAAAAGUUACCCAAAUGAAGAAAAGGAUGCUUGGGAUGUGAAGAUGUUGCUAGAGCAAUUUAGUUUUGAUAUAGCCGAAGAAGCAUCUAAGGUCUGCCUUGCACAUCUUUUCACCUACCAAGAUUUUGAUAUGGGAACCCUUGGGUUAGCUUAUGUCGGUUCUCCCAGAGCCAACAGCCACGGAGGUGUUUGCCCAAAGGCUUAUUAUAGUCCAAUUGGAAAGAAGAAUAUCUAUUUGAAUAGUGGCUUGACCAGCACAAAAAAUUAUGGUAAAACCAUCCUUACAAAGGAAGCCGACCUGGUAACAACUCAUGAAUUGGGACACAAUUUUGGAGCAGAGCAUGAUCCAGAUGGCCUAGCAGAAUGUGCCCCAAAUGAGGACCAGGGAGGAAAAUACGUUAUGUAUCCCAUCGCCGUGAGUGGAGAUCAUGAGAACAAUAAGAUGUUCUCCAACUGCAGCAAGCAGUCGGUCUACAAGACCAUCGAGAGCAAGGCCCAGGAGUGUUUUCAGGAGCGAAGCAACAAGGUGUGUGGGAACUCCAGGGUGGACGAAGGAGAGGAGUGCGACCCCGGCAUCAUGCACCUGAACAACGACACGUGCUGUGGCAGCGACUGCAUGCUGAGGGCCGGCGCGCGGUGCAGUGAUAGGAACAGUCCUUGCUGUAAAAACUGUCAGUUCGAGACUGCCCAGAAGAAGUGCCAAGAGGCGAUCAAUGCUACUUGCAAAGGCGUGUCUUACUGCACAGGUAACAGCAGUGAGUGCCCCCCGCCCGGCAACGCCGCGGACGACACGGUGUGCUUGGAUCUCGGCAAGUGUAAAGAUGGGAAGUGCGUCCCCUUCUGUGAGCGGGAGCAGCAGCGGGAGUCCUGCGCCUGUAAUGAAACCGACAACUCGUGCAAGGUGUGCUGCAGGGACCCCUCGGGCCGGUGUGUGCCCUACGUUGACGCUGAACAGAAGAAUUUAUUCUUGAGGAAAGGGAAGCCCUGUACGGUGGGCUUCUGUGACAUGAAUGGCAAGUGUGAGAAGCGAGUACAGGACGUCAUCGAGCGGUUUUGGGACUUCAUCGACCAGCUGAGCAUCAAUACUUUUGGGAAGUUUUUAGCGGACAACAUCGUAGGUUCCGUCCUGGUUUUCUCCUUGAUAUUUUGGAUCCCCUUCAGCAUUCUUGUCCAUUGCGUGGAUAAGAAACUGGACAAGCAGUAUGAGUCCCUGUCCCUGUUCCACCCCAGCAACGUGGAGAUGCUGAGCAGCAUGGACUCCGCCUCGGUGCGCAUCAUCAAGCCCUUCCCCGCGCCCCAGACGCCCGGCCGCCCGCAGCCCAUGCAGCCCCUGCAGGUCGCCUCCGCGCCGCCGCUGCCCCCUGCCGCCCCCAAACUGGAGCCCCAGAGAAUGGACACGAUCCAGGAGGACCCCAGCAUGGACUCGCACGUGGACGAGGACGGCUUCGAGAAGGACCCCUUCCCCAACAGCGGCACCGCCGCCAAGUCCUUUGAGGACCUCACAGGCCGUCCGGUGCCGAGAAGCGAGAAGGCCGCCUCGUUCAAGCUGCAGCGACAGAACCGCGUGGGCAGCAAGGAGACCGAGUGCUAGGCCGCGGCUCCCGGCACGGGGCUGCGGCCGGCGGACUGGGGAGCCCCGCGUCUGUGCUGCGAGGGUCGGCGGGGGACGAAGGGACCGCGCAGCAGAGGCCGGUCGCGGGUCUGGACCCGUCACACUCGGGAAUUGCUUGUGUGCUGAGGCCCCUGUCCUUUGGGAGAGGUGAGGUGAAUCUGGCUUAUUUUGAGGCUUUCAGGUUUUAGUUUUUUUUUUGGUUUUUAAAAUACCCUUCAACCUGUGGUGCAGAAGCAGAAAAUACAGCUGGAUUAGGUUAUGAAUAUUUACAUUUUUGUAAAUUUACCUUUGUACUGAGAACAGCACUGGUUAAGGAGAUCAGUUUUUGGGGGGUUUUUUGGUGUUUUUUUUAAUACACUGUAAUGAUCCGCUGACUCUUGGGAGGCAUUUAGCAGUUACUUGUGAGGACAACUGGAACACAGAUUUUAUUUUUUGCCUUCAGUAAAGACAAAGGAGAGAAAACAGAGUUAUACGUUCUUUCUCAACUGUGGGCUCUGUUUUUAGGCAUUCCCCAGAGCUUUUAGCAGCAGGGAGAACCACCCAGCUUCCUCCUAAAGAUAGAUGUGUGAACAUGGUUUCCCAAAUUCUGAGGUUAGCACUUUCUAGAAUUAAAAGUCUAGCUUACAAGUAGCCAAACUGAAUGUACAGACUCCUGCCAACUGUUCAGGGCCCCAGUUUGCCGGGAAGUUUGUUUUCUAAGUCUGUCUAGUGCCACUGCCGCACUUAGAACGAGCGCCAUUCAGAAAACCUGAACGGCUUAGAAACGAGAGCGUGGUUUCCUCUUUGCCAACACUAGUGGCCGCGAGGAACGUGAGCUGGUUCUCAUCAGAGAACAGUGGCCGUGAAAGGCCGAGUUGCUGCGCUGAGCAGGGAGGGCCCGCGGCUUUCCGCCGCCACAGCUGGCUCCUGCACACCCCCAGUGGUGACCGCAGGGGACACUGCGUUACUUCCUGCUUUAGUGCUUCAGGGCUGUGUGUGUUUACUUUGUGAAGGAUAAAAAUCAUCAAAUUGAACUCUGAUUUCCUUAAAAUUAAGAGUUAAAAGCUCCCCUUCCCCCCGUACUGAAAUGUGCUCAUAGCCAACACAUUCUAACAGAGAUAAUUUGUAAAUUUUGAGGGCAAUUAACUGAACCUGUGACAAAUCAGAUCUUUUCUUCUAAGGACGUUUAUUAUGCAGAUGCCUGUUGCACUAAUACUUGAACUGAUACCUUGUGGUGUUUGCUGUCUUAACUAGUCGUCAUAGUUUAGUUACGCUCCUGGAAUCGGAUAGGUGAGUGGGUGUAUGUGAGAGUGAACGGUUCCCAGCUCCAUGUAAGAAAAUCGUUUUUUAUAAAAUUAAGACUUUUUAAACAAA
Molecule: messenger RNA, 4033 nt
Organism: Lutra lutra (Eurasian river otter)
Lineage: Eukaryota; Metazoa; Chordata; Mammalia; Carnivora; Mustelidae
Gene: ADAM17
Product: ADAM metallopeptidase domain 17
Exons: 19
Coding region: 179-2659 (826 amino acids)
Biological process (GO): Notch signaling pathway; membrane protein ectodomain proteolysis
Cellular component (GO): plasma membrane
Molecular function (GO): metalloendopeptidase activity
Source: RefSeq, a predicted model, not a curated record